AAAACCGUUCCCAUUUUUGGGUUCGCACCAAAAAUCAAAACCCUAAACCCUUUAUAGCAUUGAGCUCCAAGUUCGGAAGCUACGGACUCUCCCAUGGCUGAAACUACGGAGAAGCCACCCAAGGAUAUUGAAAGCGAAGACGAAGAGGAGCAGACGUUCGAAAGCCUCGGAUUAGACGGUCGUCUUAUUCGUGCCCUAAACAAGAAGAAAAUUGACAAGCCCACCCCCAUUCAGCAAGUCGCCAUACCUCUCAUCCUUCAAGGUAAGGAUGUGGUGGCCAGGGCAAAGACUGGGUCUGGAAAGACCUUUGCUUAUCUCCUGCCGUUGCUUCAGAAGUUGUUUACUUUAGAACCAAAGAAGAAACUUGCUCCGAGUGCGAUUGUUCUCGUCCCUACUCGAGAACUUUCUCAGCAGGUUUAUACAGAGGUCUCUUCAUUGAUUGAAUUGUGUAGAGUUCCAUUGAAAGUUGUGCAGUUGACAAGCAGCAUGCCUGCACCUCAUUGGCGCACAGCUUUGGCGGCGCUACCUGAGAUUCUGGUUACCACUCCAGCUUGCGUAAAGAAAUGUUUGUCAGAUGGUGUUCUUCAGCCAACAUCCAUUGAUGAGUCACUAGAAAUUCUUGUUCUUGAUGAGGCAGAUCUUCUGUUGUCAUAUGGAUAUGAGGGAGAUAUAAAAGCAUUAACACCUCACAUCCCUAAACGUUGUCAAUGUCUUCUUAUGUCUGCCACCUCAAGUGAUGAUGUUGAGAAACUGAAGAAGCUGAUUCUACAUAAUUCUUACAUUUUGACUUUACCGGAAGUGGGAGAUAUCAAGGACGAGGUCAUCCCAAAAAAUGUUCAGCAGUUUUGGAUAUCAUGCAGUGCACGCGACAAGUUACUGUACAUCCUUUCCCUCUUGAAAUUGGAGCUGGUUCAGAAAAAAGUUCUGAUAUUUACUAAUACAAUUGACAUGGGAUUCAGAUUAAAACUAUUUCUGGAAAAGUUUGGAAUUAGAUCUGCUGUUUUAAAUUCUGAGUUGCCACAGAAUUCUCGUCUCCACAUUCUUGAGGAAUUCAAUGCUGGGCUUUUUGAUUAUUUGAUUGCAACUGACACCAGCAAAUCAAAAGAGAAUGAAGACAAUGGGGAGAGUAGUAUUGAACCAAAAAAGUCUAGAAAGCAUGCUAAGCAUAAAGCCGACUCUGAAUUUGGAGUGGUGCGGGGAAUUGACUUCAAAAAUGUGCACACGGUUGUAAAUUUGGAUAUGCCUCAAAGUGCUGAAGGAUAUGUUCAUCGGAUUGGACGUACUGGAAGAGCAUAUAGUACUGGUGCUUCUAUCUCCCUUGUUUCUCCAGAUGAGAUGGCAAUUUUUGAAGAAAUAAAAUCCUUUUUGGGGGACGAUGAAAAAGACGACUCAAACUUAAUUCCUCCAUUUCCUUUGCUGACCAAGAACGCAGUGGAGUCUUUAAGAUAUAGAGCUGAGGAUGUUGCAAAGAGUGUGACAAAAAUUGCUGUCAGAGAAUCGCGAGCUCAAGAUUUGAGAAAUGAAAUUCUCAAUUCUGAAAAGUUGAAGGCUCAUUUUGAAGUUAAUCCAAGAGACCUAGAUCUGUUGAAACAUGACAAGGCUCUAAGCAAGAAGCCUCCUGCUCCUCACCUACGCGAUGUGCCUGAUUAUCUAUUGGAUGCAACAACUAAAGAAGCCAGCAAGACUGUUAAGCUUGCUAGAGCUGCAAUGGGAAACACCAACCCUGCUCGCCGCCAUGGAUUUAAGAGAAAAUCCAAAAAGAAUAAGGACCCCCUCAAGACUUUCACUGCUGAGGGACAUAAGAAAGCUCGUAGAGGCGGGAUGAAGCAAGAAGGAAAAGAUGGCAAUGGCAACCAUAGACAAAAAAAGAGAAAGACCUGAUAUACCAUUUAAGUUAAUUACUGUAUACGCAUAUACAGCGGCUA
This is a messenger RNA of Prunus mume (Japanese apricot), 1925 nucleotides long. Its product is annotated as P-loop containing nucleoside triphosphate hydrolases superfamily protein. Gene Ontology annotation, molecular function: RNA helicase activity; ATP binding; nucleic acid binding. Lineage: Eukaryota; Viridiplantae; Streptophyta; Magnoliopsida; Rosales; Rosaceae. Gene Ontology annotation, cellular component: cytosol. The record is from RefSeq and is a predicted model, not a curated record.